UGAGGGCCAACAUGGCCGUCAACUGCUGUCUUAUUCGUCCUUGAGUCCUUCUGGCAGUGAGACUACAUUCUUCACCCCGGGUAUUCCUACAGCUCAGGAACUACUGCUGUGAAGAAUUAGCUUGUCAACAAGGAAAGAUGGCCUCUAGGAACCGGUACUUUCUCGUGGCCAGCGCCUUACUUUUGGUGUCAGUGGCCGCCAUCUUGCUCGUGUUCAAAGACUGUCACAAGAGCGACCACCGCGAUCGUGACGUCAGUGUCCCAGAGGGAGAGCAGCAACAGUCAUCAAGUGAUAGAGAUGGACAAAGCUGCACUGGACGCCAUACAGCAGAGGAUAAGAGAGAGAAACCAUGUGUCCAGAUUGCUUAACGACAUGAAGAAAGAAAUCGGUCAGCUCGAGAGCAGUAUGGCUAAACUGAAGAAAGAGCACUUGAUGUCCAGCAGUGGUGGCAAUUGCGAGGAGGACAGUGACCCCAAUGUCACGAAGCAUCACAUGUUCGAUGAGAAAUUAGCGGACGUGUUGAGCUGGUUCUUCACUGGACAGACGGUGGUAGGAUUCGCGGACGGCCCCGGGCAGUACAGAGAUCACCUGCUGAAGCAAGGUCGCGUGAUCUCUUACGACGCCUACGACGUGGCGCCCUUCGUGGAAAAGGUCACCGGAGGAGCCGUGAAGUUCAUGGACCUGACCUUGCCUCAGUACGGACUUCCAGCCUACGACUGGGUGAUGUGUCUGGAGGUAGCGGAGCACAUCCCUGCCCGCUACGAGCGCAUCCUGGUGGACAACAUGGCGCGCCAUGCCCGUAAAGGUGUGGUGUUGAGCUGGGCGAACAUCAGCCAGGGAGGCAUCAAUCAUGUCAACAACAAAAGUUCCGAGGACGUGAAGACGCUUCUGGAUGAGGCUGGCUUCUACCCUGACAACAGCGCCACGCAGUACAUGAGGAACCAAUCAGUCAAUAAUCACUUAAGGGUGAACAACAUCGUCUUCAGAAGAAAGCCAGAGGCCAUAUUUCACGAAGAAGAUGCGUAGCCUAAACGUGUUUAAUGCCUGUCCAUUUUGUCUGUCUCAUGUCUGUCAUGUCUUUUUUGUCUGACGUGAACUCUGCCAUCCACCGCGGUUAGUGUAGAUCAUUGCAGCUCAACUUGUAGGCCAGAGAAAAGUAGACCGCAAUCUCUCCAUCAGUAGAAAAGCAUUCGUCAUUGUUUUAAAAGAUCAACCAGAACAGUGGUUUGCUAACAUCGUUGGUGUAAACAUGUUUAGUCAUGCAUAUUACUGAUGGGAAUUUGAUAGAUCAGCCUAUUUUAUUGUUGUAUCGCGGUAACACCCAAAACACUUAAUAUCUUAUGAACAAAGCAAAAAAAAAAAAAAAAAAAAACCACCUGGCGUAUGAUUUUACAUUUUCUUUUCUGAAAAC
Messenger RNA from Pomacea canaliculata, 1411 nucleotides. RefSeq lists its product as uncharacterized. The transcript is spliced from 3 exons. NCBI's taxonomy places the organism in Eukaryota, Metazoa, Mollusca, Gastropoda, Architaenioglossa, Ampullariidae. The record is from RefSeq and is a predicted model, not a curated record. The coding region runs from base 298 to 1026 and encodes 242 amino acids.